Lethenteron reissneri (Far Eastern brook lamprey) is the source of this 6749-nucleotide messenger RNA. It is a transcript of the gene TECPR1, whose product is annotated as tectonin beta-propeller repeat containing 1. The record is from RefSeq and is a predicted model, not a curated record. Gene Ontology annotation, molecular function: phosphatidylinositol-3-phosphate binding. Lineage: Eukaryota; Metazoa; Chordata; Hyperoartia; Petromyzontiformes; Petromyzontidae. Gene Ontology annotation, cellular component: autophagosome membrane; lysosomal membrane. Gene Ontology annotation, biological process: autophagosome maturation.
CCCGCGGGCUUUAACAAGCGAGGCGGGUGACGGCGGCGGCAAGGGGCCGGUCAUGGCGGGGAGCGGCGGCCGCCUGUGGGCCCUGGACGUGCGGGGUCGCGCCUUCACGCUCGCCCCGGCCGAGAGCCGCUGGAGGCCGUGCCCUGACCCGCGCCUGGAGCUCAAGCGGCUGUCCGCCGGGCCGCAGGGCUGCUGGGCCAUCGGCUACGACCACCGCGUCUACGCGUUCGUGCGGCCCGGGGACAUCCCCGUGCGGGUACAGGAAGAGGCCUUCGAGAACCAGCGCUGGAACCCCGUGGACGGCUUCGGUGCCAAGCUCCUGCCCAGCGACCGCUGGGGCUGGAGCACCGAAGACGGACUGGGCCCUCGCUUCCUGGCCCAGGUGCAGCUGCCCUCUCCUGCCUGGGAGUGGGAGGGCGACUGGAGUCUCUUCCUCAGCAUCGCCGGAGAGCCCACGGAGGCACAGGGAUGGACUUAUGCUUUAGACUUUCCUGCUCCGUAUUCCCAUAAAAAGCACUGGAAUUCGUGUGUCCGGCGCCGACGCUGGAUCCGCUACCGUCGCUACACUGCCAUCAACAAGUGGGCUCAGAUUCCAGUUCAGGAGGAGGGUUCGUACCAAGAUUUGUUCCACGAUGUUUGUUUGGGUGGAUGGGACCUUGCAGAAGAGCCACCCGGACGGCUCUCCGUGUGGGCCGUCACCACCGAAGGCAAGGUGCUCUAUCGAGAUGACGUGCAUCACUCCAACCCAGAGGGGAGAGAGUGGAUCGGGGUGGAGAUCCCGAGCGAAGCCCUGCAAGUCAGCGCAGGGCCCAUUUCACUCGUCUGGGUCUUGCUGUGGGAGGGCAAGCUCCUGGCGCGUGAAGGUGUCAACCAGAAGAACCCGAUGGGUGAAGGAUGGGUGGUGGUGGACCCCCCAGAGCACGAGUUCGGUGUCGUGCAGGUUUCCGUUGGCACGCGGGUCAUCUGGUGUAUCACAAGCGAUGGGCAGGUGUGGUUCCGCCGUGGCGUGUGCGCAGACAGUCCCGCUGGCCUCAGCUGGGUGUCUAUGGUCAGCAAGAUGAUGAUGGUCAGCGUGGGGGUCAACGAUCAGGUGUUUGGGGUGGGUCGGGAAGACCGGACGGUGUACUUCCGUCAGGGUGUGUGUGCCGACGAGGCGAGCGGGAAGGUGUGGAGGCCCGUAGUGUGCGAGCGCGAUGCGGAAGAGGGCGUGGAGCAGAGAGCAGCAGGCGGCUCCCACAGGAGCAGCAUCACCAGCCUGAACAGUUUAGCUGACCUGAACCUGAGGAGCAGUGUGGACGAUGCCGCUGAAAGCAACGAUACGGAUUCUACGUCGACGGCCACUGAGGACACGCAGCAGUCGCACAGAGGCACUGAGAGCACCCUCACACCUGCGCCAGCUGUCUCCAGCAAGCCCAGCAGCAGAUCACCGACACCGAGGGCAGAAUUGGCUGCGGGUCCCGGUGAAGACUGUAUGGAUACCGGCAGUGUGUCUUCCUUGGGGGGAGGGAGCAUCAGUGGCGACACGCUCGGCAAUAUGGACAGAGGCCUCCUUUGGGCCUGGGUGAGCACUGGAGCCUGCGACAUCGACAGCCAAUCACAACCUCUGUGGUUCAUCCAAUCCACAGGUUCCCUGCUAAGCGGACCUGUACGCGACCCCGCGUGGAGGAGGGACAUCGUGCAGCAGUUGACCGAUCGCUCGCUCAGAGAGAUAUCCAACUUUGAGGACUACGAGUCGGCCACAGACAAGAAGACGGUGUGGGUGAGGCGUGGCGUGCUGUCGUGGUGGCAAGACUGGUAUCCCCAGCGCUGGAUCGACCUGACGGUGCUGCUCGAGCAGCUGGAAGGCGCAGAGGAGCGCCCCGAGGCCAUGCUGUUCCUGCACUACAUGGUCGGCGCCACCAAGAAGUACCUGCACAUCUUCAUCAGCGAGAUCACGGCACUGGUGCCAGUGCUGGACACGAAUCGGCACACCUUCGCUGUGUACACGGCGGAGCGCACGGAAUCGCGUGCGCCCAUACGCUUGGCUGCUGCAACUGAGCAAGACAUGCACGACUGGCUGGCGGUGCUGAACACGGCGUGCUGCGAGGCGCGCGGCCUCUCCAGGAGCCCCUCUCAUCGCGCCGUGUGGUCCGUCACCUGCCGCGGUGACGUGUUUGUGAGCGAGUGCUCGUCCGAGGCUUCCUCCGGCUCAAGCUCUGCCCUCCAUAUGUUCUGGCGGCAGAUCGGUGGCCACCUGCGGCUGGUUGAGAGCGAUGGCAGUGGCGUGGUGUGGGGCCUCGGUUACGACCACACGGCUUGGGUGUACACGGGCGGGCAUGGCGGAGGAUUCCUGCAGGGGAGCACGGAUGGCAUGCACCCCCAGACGGAUGUGAUCCAGGUGUACAUCUACGAGAACCAGCGCUGGAACCCGCUGUCUGGCUACACUGCCCGCGGCUUGCCGACUGAUCGCUACAUGUGGAGCGACAUCACGGGGCUGCAGGAGCGUACAAAGACUCACACAAAGCCACCUUCACCACAGUGGACCUGGGUGUCGGACUGGGCGGUGGAUUUCGGGGUACCCGGGGGCACGGACCGCGAGGGAUGGCAGUACGCCGCCGACUUCCCAGCGCGGUACCACGGAUACAAGACCAUCAAGGAUUUUGUGCGGAGGCGACGCUGGUCAAGGCGGUGCAGGUUGGUGACAAGCGGCCCGUGGCUGGAGGUCCCUCCGCUGUCGCUGCGCCACCUCUCCCUGAACGCCACCUCGCCACAAGCGCCCGCGGACUCCCCCGUCGCCCUCUGGGCCGUGAGCCGCAAGGGCGACGUGCUGUGCCGUCUGGGCGUCUCGCGCGUCAGUCCCGCCGGAAGCAGCUGGCUGCACGUGAGCACGGACCAGCCGUUUGUCGCCGUGUCCGUGGGGAGUGGCGGCGGCGACGGCGUUGUGGUGGUCUGGGCCCUGGCGCUGGACGGCUCCGCCUUCCUGCGAACCGGAGUGUCGGACGCCAACCCAGUCGGACAAACCUGGAUCCAUCUUGCUGCACCCACUAAACAGAAGCUCAAGCACAUUUCUGUCGGGCCAUCUACCGUGUUUGCAGUGGAUGAGCAAAAUCAGCUGUGGUUCCGAAGUGGCAUUGAAGCGCAGGCUCCGUGUGGAACCGACUGGGAGAUGGUGUCUCCCAACGUGCGACUCGUGUCUGUCGGGCCACAGAACCAGGUGUGGGGAAUAGCAGAUACUGUGCAGGGCAGUCAGAGCACGAGCCAGGGAGUCGUUUGCUGUCGCACCGGAGUGGGCCCUACCUCGCCCACGGGACAGUCCUGGGACUACGGCAUUGGGGGAGGGUGGGACUACAUCACGGUGCGUGGGAACUGGACCCAACCGCGGCUGCAAGGUGUGGAGGGAGACGCUGCUCCUGGGAGUAAAAUGCCUCGACCGUAGUGCACCGUUUCCUGUCGACCUGCUGCUUGCCUACUACUGCCACCCUUUCAUCUGGAUUGAAAACUAAUUUCUUUAGAACUGCUUUUUUGUUUAGUUUAUUGUCCUACCCCCAGAACCUCUGAUUAACAUGGUUGGCUACAUGCGGUGCGAUAGGAGUUCAACAUACACACACACACACACACGUACCCUCCAUGCUGGCAGCCAGUGGCGGGCUCAGCCAAAAAUUUCAGAGGGGGCAAAAUUAUGUCCACAAAUAAAAUUGACUGCAUAUAAAUUACUUUUCAUUAUAAUAUUAAAAGUAUCUCAAAUGAAAUACACAUCAGGACGCAUUUUAUAGAUCUAUUUUAAAAUGUUACAUUUGUUAAAAACCCAUUUCAAAACUGGUUCCCAUCCUUUCUGGACCCGUGAAUAGCUGUCAACUCCCAAUAUUUUUUUUUGCAGACCACCAUGCAAGCAAUAACAUGUUUAUAAAUUAACCACCCCCCCCCCCAUACUUUAACCGCAGUAUCUGUCACGGCUCCACGAAGCAAUUCCCACGAUCUUGUGGGCCGCCUGUUGGGAACCACCGAUAAGUGACCAACAAAAUCGGGCGUGGGGGGGUUUACUACCCCGUUAUCCGCCCCCCACUGGGUGUGCCAUGGUGGCGAGAUGUUAACUACCUCGCCUCGUAUGCAGGAGGUCGUGGGUUCGAUCCCCGACCCUGAUGCCUGUAUAUUUGGAGUUUUCACGUUCUCGUGUGGAUUUUUCUCUGGGUCCUCUCCAUAUUUAGACUCAACAUGCGUUUUAGAGUAUUUGGCUGCUUUAAAACUCCACAACACCAGCCACUUCGUUGAGCUAUCAUUUGUGAUAGCCAGCUCGCUUUUGAGAAAGAGAUACAGAGCUAGGUGGGCCUUACCUGCUAAAAUAAAAAAAAAUUAUAAAAAAAAAACAAGGUGCCCCUUUGCUGACAGCCAGUAGCAUUUCUCCACGGCGAACAGGGCGAUCCCCCUUCUCCCCAGCCUGGCCUCGUCGCAAACAUUCCCAUAACCAAGAGCACGGGGCAGCAUCCUCAAAGGGGUUGUGUUCAUCAGAGCAGAGCCCUCGUUCUCCACUUCAAGCGUCACACGUUGCCAAGAACCUGACCUUUGACAUGGAGUGCAGCCCGUACUCACGCCCCAAACUCAGAGGGGCAUUAACGCGCCCAAACCAGCAGGAAUGUAUUUAGAGCACUUUGGCAUUUGUAAUGCCAGUUCCCACAGAACAUUGCCAAGUACAAGUUGCUCCAUUGUGCACUUUGGGUGAACAGCUCUCGCUUGCCUGUAAGCAAUGGCAUCUCCCCAUGCAUGGGAAUAAAAACAUAUGCAUCUUGCAAUGGUUCAUUUGCUGUGGUCAAUCUCACCGACCGUAACCAACGGUUCAAUAUACUGUGAUAACCACGGCAAGGGUUAUAACGCGUAGAUGUUUGUGCUGUUACAGUACUGUACUUGUGUAUAGAACGCACAUUUUUUAAAAUGCAAGGCAAGGCCCUGCGUCGUGUUUUGCAGGAGGGGGAAGCCCUCCAAGCAUCGGCUCCUCAUGCGCUUCACUUGACGAUCCCAGCGCUCCCCUGUGUCAACUUUAAGAUGCCGAGAAUUGACUGUCGGUCAACAAUCUGAGCGAUAGCACAACAGUCAGUGGAAGUGUCGAAGCGAUCGUUACAUUCUUUCAAACUGAACAUGUGAAGGAUGCCAGGGAGCAGAACUGAUUCUGCCUCCCUCCCAUCCCGGGGUGGGGGGGGUGUGCAACCUUUAGCGAAUCUCCCAGCUUCUGCUGCAAGCCGAGAGGGGUGCCGCACAGACUUGCCGAGAACGCAACGAAGUGACGACCGCAAACACAAAAGUGGGUGGCGGCGUGUUCACGGGCGGCCACGUGUUCACGGGCGGCCACGUGUUCACGGGCGGCCACGUGUUCACGGGCGGCCACGUGUUCACGGGCGGCCACGUGUUCACGGGCGGCCACGUGUUCACGGGCGGCCACGUGUUCACGGGCGGCCACGUGUUCACGGGCGGCCACGUGUUCACGGGCUGCCAGCAUUGCCCCCCUUGUUGUUCACGGACACUUGGCGCUCGCUGGCCCCGGUUAAAAAAAAAAAACCCUAGGAUGCACAACCUAAAUCGAUACUGCCCCACGUGAGAGAAAUCCAUGUCCAUGCACUGAUGUCCAUGCACUGAUCCCCAUUGCCAACAACAGCACUAAAGCAGAGCCUUCUUGAACCACCGCUCUGGAUAGUUACUGCGAGAAUCGGACUCGGUCCCCGUGCAAAUCGUUAAUUUCACCCUCCUGUGGAAAUGACUACAGCCAGUUUGCAAAUAAAGAGCAGGGGUGUGUGUUUUUGCACCCACGUUUGUCAGAUGUACAUUUUCUUAAACUUCCAAGUAUUUUUAAAUAAACGUAAUGUAGAAACACUUCCGAUGUGUCGUAGGUGAUGUUACGAACAUGCAGCUGGUUUAAUGUUGCCAAGGAUGGUUCUGGUGAACUGUACCCCUAUACAGGGUGCUUCAAAGAAAUGUUAACACUUAUAUGGGACUUGUUUUUCCUAGAUUUGAAGUUUUCGUGAUUGCAACAAUCCAUAUUUUUUGGUUCUUUCGGUGAAGUCAUACGUAGGUGAAAAAAUAAAAUAAGAAUAAAUAAAUUAAAUCACGACGUGUCUAUUGCAACACAAGCAAUCAUGAUCAGGUGUGACAACCACAUCAAUAAUUUUUUUUCUGAAAUGGGCGAGAAGAAAAACAUUUCUUGUUGCGGUUGUCACCUGAUGAUGAUUGCUUGUGUUGCAAUAGACACGUCGUGAUUUAAUUUAUUUAUUCUUAUUUUAUUUUUUCACCUACGUAUGACUUUACCGAAAAAAACAAAAAUUACUAUUGUUUUUAAUGGAAAAAGAACAGAUAAAAAAAGUAUGUUAAUCGCUUCAAAAAGUCAAGAGUCUCCACUUGUUCGCCAUCAUUGUCAACACGUGGCCUGGAAUCUUCUCCAGGUGGUCUCCAGAGCCCGGAGGCACAUUUAUUGUGGUGUUGUUGCAAAUUCUCUUUAGUGUUAACAUUUUUUUGAGGCACCCUGUAUUAUACCAUGCUUUCUUGUGAACACGCAUAAAUAAAACUAAAAUAUUAACGGAAUAAAAUCCAUGUUAUACAACAUGUGAUACCAUGUGGCAUGCACGAAUGAGUGGAAUUGUGUCGUGUACGUAAAACGGCAAAAUUUAUAUUUGAUUUUUUUUCAUUUCGCAAGGUAAGGCCCACUGAGCUUAACAGCUCUUUUUCAGAAGCGACCUCGCCACAAAUGAUAGCUGAACAAAGUGGCUCAUUACGUGGAAAUUUAAGGU